AUGCAGAUGCCAUCGCGCAAGAAGUCCAAGUCUUCUAAGACGAAGUCAGCGAGUCAUCCACCAGCAAAGAAAAAUGGGAACAAGACGAAGACAUCAGCUAAGACAGCAGCCAAGACAUCAGCUAAGACAGCAGCUAAGACAACAGCUAAGACAUCAGCGAAGACAUCAGCCAAGACAACAGCUAAGACAGCAGCUAAGACAUCAGCGAAGACAGCAGCCAAGACAACAGCUAAGACAACAGCGAAGACAUCAGCCAAGACAGCAGCUAAGACAGCAGCUAAGACAACAGCCAAGACAGAUCCAAAGACAACAGUCAAGAGAACGUCUCGAGCCGCUCCAGCCAAUCCUGUAUCUAUCGCUGCUUCUCAGGUGAUGUCGACAGGAAAACGGAAGCAACCAAGCGAAGUCGAAAGUAAUUCACGGAAGAGAGCCAAGGGGCCUCAAGACCAGAGGUCGACCUCCAAGUCGCCGCCCAGCCCCUCCAAGGCAGGACAGAGCAAGAAGUCGGAGCCGAGGAGCAAAUCGAAGAGCACGGCAAGCAAGCAGGACCUGAAAGCUUCUCAAGACCCUCCAAAGGCAGCGGAAGCGCCCAAGAGAAGUCCAGCUGGACGUUCAUCCAGAGACGCGGAGAAGUCAAAGGCAUCGGGGAUCACAUCUAAGAUGUCCAGCAAGACUCCAGCUGAAAGGCAGAGGAGCAAGGUGCCCUUGAAGAAGACGAUCCAGAAGGCGAGAAGCAGCAGCGCUCACUCGCUCCCUCCUCCUCCUCAGGCAGGCAAGAACCUGCAGCUGAAGCCCAGCAGGCAGCGCAAAGCUGAUGACAAGCUCACCCCACAGCUGGAGGAGCAGAAACCAACGCAGACCAAGAAGAUCGCGAGCAAGUCAGGGAAGGAGACGAGCAAGGGUCCAGCAGGGAAGAUUGAAGAGAACGAAAGCUCCAAGGCUGAUGGAAGAAAGGAGGAAAGUGGAAGUCGAGAAGGAGAAAUGCUUGGGGAGAGCGCGAAGGAGGAAGCGAAAGCUUUCUACAAGUACUCGCACUCGGGCUGCAAGUCGAAGACUCGCUUCAGGAACGCGUGGAGCGAGGAGGAGAAGGAAGCUCUCAUUGCAGGCGUCGAAAAGUUCGGCAGGUGCUGGGCGGCGAUUCUGAGAGCCAACGCGGAAAUCUUUCACCCUGCGAGGACACAGGACAAGUGGAGAGGCCUGAGGCAGCCGCCCAAGGAGACGGUGAGAGGGUACGGGGCGAGCACGCACUUCCGAGCCAAAGUAGAGGGAGCGAGCCAUGCGCGCGUGCGGUGGACGGAAAAGGAGGAGGAGAUGCUCGCCAAGGGCGUGUCACAGUUCGGGCCCAAGUGGACUGCCAUCCUUACCAACCUGCCUGGAUUCCACGCAUGCCGAACGUCGGUUGACCUCAAGGAUAAGUGGCGCAACAUGGAGAAGAUGAAAAGUAGGCAGCAAUGA
Guillardia theta CCMP2712 is the source of this 1455-nucleotide messenger RNA. RefSeq lists its product as hypothetical. NCBI's taxonomy places the organism in Eukaryota, Cryptophyceae, Pyrenomonadales, Geminigeraceae. The coding region runs from base 1 to 1455 and encodes 484 amino acids. The transcript has 5 exons. The record is from RefSeq and is a predicted model, not a curated record.